UGCUCAGCAACUGCCUGUGUAAAGUGAGUUCUAGUGCUGGUCUGUGCAGGUGUGCUAGCCACACUGCUCCACGAACUUUUCCCAAGCAUCUUGGCAGCUGGGCUGCCAUUCAGCAGAAACUUUUCUGAGGGGUGAACAGGAGAGAGCGGAAUGACUACGUUGCAGUUGAAAGAAUUAUCUCAUUCAGGUCUAUACAGGAGAAGACGGGAUCGCCCAGAUAGCCUGGGUCUUCAGGAGUUACCUGAGCAGAAGCUAAGCAACAUGGCCAAUGCUCUUGCCAAUGCCAUGUGUGAACGCUGCCGAGGAGGCUUUGCACCUGCAGAAAAGAUUGUGAACAGCAAUGGAGAGCUGUACCAUGAACAGUGCUUUGUGUGUGCCCAGUGCUUCCAGCAAUUCCCCGAGGGACUUUUUUAUGAGUUUGAAGGAAGGAAGUACUGUGAACAUGACUUUCAGAUGCUUUUUGCCCCUUGCUGCCAUCAGUGUGGGGAGUUUAUAAUUGGUCGGGUUAUUAAAGCUAUGAACAAUAGCUGGCACCCAGAAUGCUUCUGUUGCGAUAUCUGCCAACAGGUACUGGCAGACAUUGGAUUUGUAAAGAAUGCUGGCAGACAUCUUUGCCGUCCUUGCCAUAAUCGGGAGAAAGCCAGAGGUCUUGGCAAAUAUAUUUGCCAAAAGUGCCAUGCCAUAAUUGAAGAACAGCCGCUUAUCUUCAAGAACGACCCUUACCAUCCUGAUCAUUUCAACUGUGCCAACUGCGGGCAUUUUGUUUGUGCCAAGUGUGAGAAACCAUUCCUGGGUCACCGUCACUAUGAACGGAAGGGGCUGGCGUAUUGUGAAACCCAUUAUAAUCAGCUCUUUGGUGAUGUGUGUUUCCACUGUAACCGGGUGAUUGAAGGAGAUGUUGUCUCUGCCUUGAAUAAAGCAUGGUGUGUAAACUGCUUUGCAUGUUCUACUUGUAACACCAAGUUAACACUGAAAAAUAAAUUUGUGGAAUUUGAUAUGAAGCCUGUCUGUAAGAAAUGCUAUGAGAAGUUCCCACUGGAGCUCAAGAAGAGACUGAAGAAAUUGGCUGAAACUCUAGGAAGGAAAUGAGAUAUUUCAUCUUGCUAUGCAAAUUUAAGGAAAUGAGAUUCAUAUUCCCACUUAUUUUCAUUGUGUCUAUGAAAAUCUAUGCUCUUAAAAAAAAUCCCUCUGCAUGACUAGCUUAAUAUAAAAAUAUAUACCUUGCCAUAAAAUCUUUAAUGUCUUAUGUAAUGCUAUAUGUACCUUUAAAUUAUGUAUUCUAUUUUUAUAUAAAUUUUUAGAUAACUCAGUCUUAAGUGGAAUAUUAAAACAUAGCCUUUAAAUUGCAAUAGAGAUCACUCUAUUGGGCCACUAGUGCUGAUCUCAAAUGAAUAAUAACCUAGCAUAGCCGCCACUUAUCUAGAAUUUUCCAAAUGUGCUGAGCUUUUAAUUUCCAAAAUUCUCAACCAACCCAACAGAUUAGGAAAGCAAAUUCUCUUGGCUAAAAAUCCAGAUUUUAGGAACAUGUGCCUGCCAGGAAGUGACUGCUGGAGCAAACCAAGUAAACCUGUAAAGCUGGCAAUUUAUAAAUACUAACCUGUAAAAUCCCAUUGAAUUCAAUGGCUUUCAGCUCUGUAGACAGAUAUAGGAUUACAUGGUUAAGGAUAUAGAAAAAUAUUAGAAAAAUUCAAUACAGGUCAGGAUAAUUUAAAAAAAAAAAACCAGACUUGUGGCACGAGGACUUUGAAACAUAUUUUAUUUAAUAAAUUUUAUAUUUCAUAUUAUUUAGAAUCAAAAUGAGAUGCAUUUCCUUUGAUUCUAAACUGUCAUCUCUGGUGUUAAAAAUUAUGAAACAAAAGACUAGAGAUUUUUUUUGUAGGCAGUAAGUUCUUGUUUAAUCUUAGCUUAUGAACUGAUAAAACUAUAGUUUUCCAAUAUUAUAUUGCUGUCUUAGGAAAAUGGCAACAGCAAACAUUCUCAGUAUUUAGAAAGUUUAUAUUUUAUCAGGAUAUCUUGUUGAUUCUGUCUGCUAGCUUGACAGAAAGAAUUCAAGUUAUUGAGAUAUUUUUUUUAAACUAGUCAAAUUGGGGAUGAAUUGUGUACUAAAACCUUAGCUCAAACUAUUACAAAUGCAGAAAUGAUUUGUUCAGAAGUUUCUGAUCAUAGUAAAUAUUUGAGAACUAUAGUGAAUGCUUUCAGAUUCUGGUAAGCCUGAAGCCCAAAGUGUGAGAUGCCAACAUAUUUCUGUGUCAACAGAGGUCAACUACUUGAAUUUUGUAAAGAUUUUUUUCUUGGAUCCUUCGGUAUUUUAUUUCCCUGUGCCUUAAUUAUGCUGUAUAUUUACAACAUUAAUCAAAAUAUUUACUCAUAUUACUUUAUUAGAAAAUAUACGCCUUGUACUCUAGGAAGUAGCAUAUACUAAACAUUUUGAACUUUGUUUUAAAUAAUGGAAAGUAUUAAGGAUGCAAAGCACACUUCCUUUCUCUCUUCAGCUCACUUAUUUUUAAAUUUUACAUGAAAUAAAACCUGAACAUAUUUCAA
This is a messenger RNA of Notechis scutatus (mainland tiger snake), 2541 nucleotides long. The record is from RefSeq and is a predicted model, not a curated record. Lineage: Eukaryota; Metazoa; Chordata; Lepidosauria; Squamata; Elapidae.